CGUCCAGCCAGGGCCACACGUGAGACUGACCAGUGGGCCCCACUGUCGGUUGUACCCCAGUUGAGGUGACCACUACGCCACCACCUUUCCAAUUCCAUUCCCAUCCCAAGUCCAACCAAGAGUGGAGCAGAGACUCACUGGAGACCAAACCCUAGCUGCCAUGGCAAUGGCGACGUCGAUCUCCGCCGGCUUCGGCGGCGAGCCCGGCGCGGUGCUCGCCCCGUCCGCCUCCGUCCUCCCCGCCCCGCGCCGGCGCAACCCCGCCACCAGCUCCAAGUUUAGUUCAUUUCCUCGUGGACGAUCUUGCAACAUCAUGCUUACUCCUAAGCAUCUAGGCAUUGAGCACCAAAGCUGUUCAAAGAGCUCCAUUCAGACUUUUGCUCUUUCAAGGAAUGACUUCUCUCCUAUUGCUCAAGAGGUGGAAGGCUUUCUUCACAACAUUGUUAACAUGGGGUUUCUUGAUCGUCUGAAAUUAGCAUGGAAGAUAAUCUUCCCAGCACCAAGCAUUAAGGAGAACUCUAAUGCAAACAUCGCAAAGCAGAGGCUUAAGAUGAUACUGUUCUCCGACAGGUGUGAAGUGAGUGACGAGGCAAAGAAGAAGAUUGUUGAGAACAUCGUUGAGGCACUCUCUGAAUUCGUGGAGAUAGAAUCACGAGACAACGUCCAGGUGGAUAUCUCAACUGAUGCUGGCCUUGGCACAGUAUAUUCUGUGACCGUUCCUGUUCGCCGUGUCAAGCCUGAGUACCAGGAAUCUGAAGAGCAGUACAGAGGGAAGAUCGUAGGUGUUGACUUCAAGGACACUGGAGAAACAUCAGGCAGCGUCGACGUUACGUUCGAUUUCUUCGUGCCCAACAAGAACUACUGACCGUUGUAUUCCCCUUUUGCUUCCGAGUAUCCCAGAACUCCUUGGUUAGAAUGUUCAAUUUGUUGAAGGCUUUCUUCGCAAUCUUGGUUAGUCUAAUGUACAUAUCUAGGCUUUUGUUUGUCUCUGCGUUUCAUGUAAUUUUAUUUUGAAUUUUUGUUCUGAAGGUGGCAAAUAUCAGUACCGUGGGGUUAGUCCAACUUGGAUUUUCCGAAGAAAUGUUUAUUUAUAAGAAAAUAACGUUGUGCGCUCGUGCUGAUGUUUUGCCAGAUACACUAUGUUCUGCCAUGUCCCAAUUUUGUAAUGUGAUUAAAUCAAUCAUCACCUGAUGCA
Messenger RNA from Oryza sativa Japonica Group (Japanese rice), 1195 nucleotides. NCBI's taxonomy places the organism in Eukaryota, Viridiplantae, Streptophyta, Magnoliopsida, Poales, Poaceae. The record is from RefSeq and is a predicted model, not a curated record.